Messenger RNA from Camelus dromedarius (Arabian camel), 4728 nucleotides. It is a transcript of the gene SLC5A12, whose product is annotated as solute carrier family 5 member 12. The coding region runs from base 327 to 2186 and encodes 619 amino acids. Lineage: Eukaryota; Metazoa; Chordata; Mammalia; Artiodactyla; Camelidae. Gene Ontology annotation, cellular component: extracellular exosome; membrane. Gene Ontology annotation, biological process: sodium ion transport; transmembrane transport. Gene Ontology annotation, molecular function: symporter activity; lactate transmembrane transporter activity. The transcript is spliced from 15 exons. The record is from RefSeq and is a predicted model, not a curated record.
CCAGUAGUAAUUAGUUUCAGAACACAUCUGAAUUCUUUCUCUGUGGCAUAUGCUUUUUAGUGAAGGAACAGGCUGCUCCAGGCCAGGGGCAGAUUUCAAGUUCUCAUCUCUUGGUACCGAAUUCCUCUUUGCCGUCAACUUUUGAGAUCCUCCCUGAGUACAGCUUGGUGUCUGAAGGGCUACACAGGUGCACUGGUCAUCAUUCGCGUCACAGAGUCACAGCCUCUUCUCCCAGCAAAGCAUCUGCUGUCCUCAGCUUUACUUUUAGAAACAGCGUCUUCCUGGGACCUGGUUGAAAGCAACUCUUUGGUGCCAUACUUCCCAGCAUGGAGGUGAAGACCUUCUCAGUUUGGGAUUAUGUCGUAUUUGCAGCCCUCUUUAUCAUUUCUUCUGGAAUUGGGGUGUUCUUUGCCAUUAAGGAGAGAAAAAAGGCAACUUCAAGGGAGUUUCUGGUUGGGGGUCGGCAAAUGAGCUUUGGCCCCGUCGCGCUGUCUCUGACAGCCAGCUUCAUGUCCGCUGUCACUAUCCUGGGCACCCCCGCCGACGUCUACCGCUUUGGGGCAUCCUUCUCCGUCUUCUUCAUUGCAUACACAUUUGUCGUCAUUUUCACAUCAGAGCUCUUCCUCCCUGUGUUCUACAGGUCCGGCAUCACCAGCACCUACGAGUACUUGCAACUGCGAUUCAGUAAACCAGUUCGUUACGCAGCCACAGUCAUCUACAUCGUGCAGACGAUUCUCUACACAGGGGUGGUGGUGUACGCUCCUGCCCUGGCCCUCAAUCAAGUGACUGGGUUUGAUCUCUGGGGCUCUGUGUUUGCGACAGGAAUUGUCUGCACAUUCUACUGCACCCUGGGAGGAUUAAAAGCAGUGGUGUGGACCGAUGCUUUUCAGAUGGUUGUCAUGGUUGUGGGCUUCUUAACAGUUCUCGUUCAAGGAUCAAUUCAUGCUGGUGGAUUACACAAUGUAUUAGAGCACUCUGCAAAUGGAUCUCGACUAAAUAUAUUUGACUUUGACAUAGAUCCUCUCCGGCGGCACACUUUCUGGACCAUCUCCGUGGGAGGAACUUUUACAUGGCUUGGGAUUUAUGGAGUCAAUCAGUCGACCAUCCAGCGCUGCAUCUCUUGCAAAACAGAAAAACAUGCCAAGCUAGCCUUGUACUUCAACUUGCUGGGUCUUUGGAUCAUUUUGGUCUGUGCUGUCUUGUCUGGCUUAAUCAUGUACUCCCACUUCAGAGACUGUGACCCUUGGACUUCCGGUAUCAUCUCAGCACCAGACCAGCUGAUGCCAUAUUUCGUCAUGGAGAUAUUUGCCACCAUGCCAGGACUCCCAGGACUUUUUGUGGCUUGUGCCUUCAGUGGAACUCUGAGCACCGUGGCUGCCAGCAUCAAUGCCUUAGCAACUGUGACGUUUGAGGAUUUUGUCAAGUGCUGGUUUCCCCAUCUCUCCGACAAGCUGAGCACCUGGAUCAGUAAAGGCUUAUGUCUCUUGUUCGGCAUGAUUUGUACCUCCAUGGCUGUGGCUGCGUCCCUCUUGGGGGGCGUCAUCCAGGCUGCCCUGAGCAUCCAUGGCAUGUGUGGGGGACCGAUGCUGGGCUUGUUUUCGCUGGGGAUCCUGUUCCCUUUUGUGAACUGGAAGGGUGCACUUGGAGGCAUUCUGACUGGAAUCACCUUGUCAUUUUGGGUGGCCAUUGGGGCCUUCAUUUACCCUGCUCCAGCCUCCAAGACAUGGCCUUUGCCUUUAUCGACAGACCAGUGUGCCCCAUCAAAUGUGACGGAAGUGGUGUCUCCAGGGAUGUCCAACAGACCUGCAAUCGCUGAGACCUGGUAUUCGCUCUCCUACCUUUACUACAGUGCAGUGGGCUGGCUAGGAUGCAUGGCUGCUGGAGUGAUCAUCAGCUGCAUAACAGGUUUCCAAAGCGGCAGGGAUGUUCCACCACUGCUCAUUAGACCAGUCUGCAAUUUAUUUUGCUUUUGGUCUAAGAAAUACCGAACCCUGUGUUGGUGUGGAGUUCAGCAUGGCAGUGGAACAGAGCAGGAGAACCUUGAGCAGGGCAGCACCUGGAAACCAGGGGCUGAACCUGUCCUCCAGAACGGCCUCGGGCGAGAAAGCCUGGUCCACGUUCCGGGCUACGCCCCCAAGGACAAAAGCCACGACAGCAUGGUGGUGGAGAAGAUUACCCAUUUCUAAGGCAACACACACGUCCACACACACACAGCGUCCACACACGCACACGUCCACACACACACAGCGUCCACACACACACACACACACAGUCCACAUACUUCUUGCCUAUUGGUUAGUAGAUUUGUGUAGUUGCCACUGCUAGAAGACAGGGAUGUCUAAUGUCUAUUUAUACUUAUUUAUGACUACAAAUAGAAUGACCGUUCCCCAGAAUAUGCCAAAGGCUAUUCUUUGGAAGACCCUACUCUCAGGUGAGAAAAAAACAGCCAAGGCUUAACUGCCCCGGCAACUUUUUGGAAUAAAUUAGGGCUUGAUUUCAUCAUAAUGCAAGAUUCCAUCUCCUUCCUUUGUAUUAUGUUACACUUCAGGGAUUUUGCUUGUUUGUUUGUUUUUUACAGUUUUCUCUCUUUUUAACCAUCAAAUAUCUUGGAGUUUGCAGAAGGGGAGAUGCAUAUUAAAUGCUUCUCUGACUCUGCUGGUAAGACAAGGGAAUGACACCUGGCCCAGCCCCCGUACCUCCCAAAUGUGUAGACUCAUUUCACAUCCUCUCAUCCUGCAGGUGUAGUUGGAACACUUAACUGCUUUUUACCUCCCUCCCAUCAACCCCCAUACACGUUUAAGUCCUUUUCCAGGCAUUCUUGCUGUUACAGCUGCCCUAACCAAGCCUGACAAUUAAUUUUGCUCAGCAUGGGAGGAGAGCCUGGCAGGUGUGGAAAGUGGGAGCAGUUAUAACUAAGUGCCCUGCUCAGUUUGCGCUGAGUGUCGUGUGUCUUGAUUCUCUCUGUCACCUUCCAAUGAAAAGUUCACUCUGUGCUCAACGAGAAGUCUGGAGUCUUUCUUUCUGUAGGGCUGGGUGAAGAGGAGCGGGACAUCCUAUCAGAGGCUAUUUGGAUAACAUUGUGUAAAAGAACCUUGCACAGAGCUUACCAGCCUGCAGGGGAUUUCCCUGGUCACGGGGUUAGCUUUGGCACUGAAUACCUUGUCCAUAGGAUUUCUACUCCUUCAUUCAGCUCACACUUGCCAGCUCAGUGCAUUCCAUCAGGCUAAGGUGGCUGAAGUCAAGAUCUUAAUAGUUGAGCUCUAGAAAAUAAUUUUUAAAGCUCUGGAGGAAGAGGGUACCACAGAUCAAAAAGUGAGUUAACAAAUGGAGAGGCAGUGAAAGCUUUCUGGAAGAAGCAAAGAAAUCGAAUCCUUAAAAGAUUAAAAAAAAAAAAAAAAAAAAAGGUGUCCCAGGGGCUAGAUCAGAGGAAAGAUAGGAGGAAACAAAACAAUGUCUCAGUAUCAGCUAUAUUAGGGCUGGUUUCAGGUAUUUAUUUUGGUGGCCAGGUAAGAUCAAGAGACCUAGAAAGAGUAUGUCAGCAAAGUAAGAAGAAAUGGUCCAAGAGGCAGGGAUGAGCAGUCUCAAAGGCUGUGUUGUUUAAAUGUUAAACAGGAGGAGAUAACAUUAAAAGAAGCAUAAGAGAAAAAAAAAAAUUGAUGUAGCCAGUGUUUAUUAUUAGGGAAGGAAGAUAGAAAGAGGGGGAAUCAAUCAGUAGAGGAAUUUAAAAACACAGCUGGAGUUUAUAAGCCACAGCCCAACGCCUGCCUUCUCCACCCUCAAAGAGAAGGAAGAAUAAUGAGAGAGGAAGAGAGAUUCAGGUGGUUUAUCAGAGAGAUGAGAAAAAUACGUUUUGAAAAAGGAGGAAAGAAGUGGCAAGGGGGUAUGUUUGGGAAAAUAUCUGAAAGUGAGAAGGAACAGAAUUUCAAGAAGUAUUUUUGAGGUCCAGGAAGCUAAUGAAGGUCUUGAUCUAAGGAUUUACAAGUUGAGAAGUGCAAUUCUUUUCCAAAUGACUUAGGAGUUAGGAAGUUCUUAUCACUUAGAAUGUCAGACAAUAUAUAAAGUGAAUGUUGAAAUCUGGGCCAAACCUCAUCGGCUGAGUGAAUAUGAUAGAGAAGGCAAAAACGCAAGCCUGAGGAUGAGAAUUAGAUUAACAGUAGCUAUAUAUAUUUAUGAAAUUUGGAAUACAGCUUUCCCUUGGAAUUGCACACAACCAAAAUGUACCAUAGAAUUUUUCAUUUUGCUCACAAAUUCUCUCACGCAUUUGACUCCCAAAUUAUCCUGCAGACAUUUCACUAGCUCAGUACUUUCCAGCAAGUUUUUUUCAGAUCCAUUUUCCUUUCCAGUCACUAAUUCUUUCACCUGGAAUGUUAUCAAAGCAGAACAUGACCUGUGAACGGAAGAUACUAUUACAUUGUUGUAAAAACGUCUCUGUCUUCUCUCAUGUAAUGGAACCCGUGGCAUUAGGAGGUAAUAUUUCAAGAGCUUUUAGAGGUCAGCACAGGGAUCCGUCCUGAGGUAGGGGGGCAGAUGGGAACCCACCGGAGAACCAUCUUCCACCGUGUGUAGAAACCACGUUUGCUGUGUAGCUUAGUAUAUGCAUUCCUGAAGUUGUUUGAAAUUAGAAAUAAGAUAAAUAUAAUGUAUAAAUUAAAAGUCAUAUUAUAUAUUCCCAAACAGUAGCCUUUUCAAUGCCGAGUUUAAAUAAAGUAUGAUUUUUCUGGACAGUAA